Molecule: messenger RNA, 962 nt
Organism: Diospyros lotus (date-plum)
Lineage: Eukaryota; Viridiplantae; Streptophyta; Magnoliopsida; Ericales; Ebenaceae
Product: ubiquitin carboxyl-terminal hydrolase 3
Exons: 9
Coding region: 121-813 (230 amino acids)
Biological process (GO): ubiquitin-dependent protein catabolic process; protein deubiquitination
Cellular component (GO): cytoplasm
Molecular function (GO): cysteine-type deubiquitinase activity
Source: RefSeq, a predicted model, not a curated record
UAGAGUCCCUCUAGGAAGCAAGAGUCUCUCGCUCUUCACGAUUCAGGCUUCGUAGUUCAUAUCUAUAGAAGAAACGAAACCCGCCCGAUAAUUGAAGGAUACGAGGAGAGUAUCAUCGCAAUGGCCGAAAGCCCUUCUGCUAAGAGAUGGCUUCCUCUUGAAGCUAACCCUGAAAUUAUGAACCAGUUCCUAUGGGGCCUGGGGCUUCGAGAGGACGAGGCAGAAUGCUACGAUGUGUAUGGUUUGGAUGAAGAACUCUUGGAAAUGGUUCCAAAACCAGUACUAGCCCUGCUGUUUCUUUAUCCCCUUACACAUCAGAGCGAAGAAGAAAGAGUACUGCAAGACAGUGUAAAGAAGGAGUACGACGAUCAAGUUUAUUUCAUGAAACAGACAGUUGGAAAUGCUUGUGGGACAAUAGGACUUCUUCAUGCUGUUGGGAACAUCACUUCUGAGAUAAAACUAGUUGAAGGAUCUUUCCUGGACCGAUUCUUCAAAUCUACUGCAGGCAUGGAUCCAAUGGAGCGUGCUGCUUUCCUUGAAAAGGAUAGGGAAAUGGAAGCAGCUCACUCAGUAGCUGCUAGUGCUGGUGAGACCGAGGCUUCAGAAAACGUGGACACCCAUUUUAUCUGCUUCACAUGUGUGGAUGGUCAACUUUACGAGCUGGAUGGAAGGCGGUCAGCACCAAUAUCUCAUGGCCCCUCCUCACCGACCACCCAAUUGCAGGACGCGGCUAAAGUGAUACAAGGAAUAAUCCAGAAAAAUCCAGACUCGCUCAACUUCAACGUCAUUGCUCUCUCCAAGAAGACCACAUGAGUCAAAUCAUAUUGAUGGCAAUGGGGCGUAGAUGCUACCUAGUAUAAUCACUGCAUGACCCUUUCCUUGCCUUGCCUUUGAAUUUAAUCAUCAUCUUUGAAUAUUAUAAAAUAUUAUUAUUUAAUGUGGCCGGAGCCAUCUUUCUUUCC